AUGAAUGUGUCUUCUCUCCUUUGUUUAUCACCUAAAUUUAUCCUCCCAGAAGAUGAAAGACCACAACUUUCAGCGGUUACUUCUCUGGACUCAAUUCCCAUAAUUGAUUUGAGUGGUCGCACUUGUAAUGAUGGCAACCCAUCAUCCUCUUUGUUGAUUCAGAAGAUAUCAAAUGCUUGUGAGGAGUAUGGGUUCUUUCAGAUUGUGAACCAUGGGGUUCCUGAACAAGUUUGCAACAAAAUGGUGACAGCAAUUACCGACCUUUUCAAUUUGCCUCCAGAGCAAAGAAAACAUCUCUACACAGCAGAUCAUACCAAGAAGACAACACUAUACAAUUAUUACCUUCACGUGGAGGGUGGAGAAAAGGUGAAGAUGUGGAGUGAAUGUUUCGGUCAUUCCUGGUAUCCUAGUGAGGAUAUCAUUUCUUUUCUGCCACAAGAAAUAGGCACACAAUAUUGCGAAGCUUUCAGUGAAUAUGCAAGAGAGAUUGGUUCAUUGGUGAGAAGGGUUCUUGGUUUGAUAUCAGUAGGGCUUGGAUUAAAAGAAGAUUGCAUGGUGAAGAUAUUGGGGGAUGAGCCUAGACUAAGAGCACAGGCCAAUUUUUAUCCACCAUGUCCAGACCCAGAGCUGACUUUGGGUCUCCCUGUGCAUACUGAUUUCAAUGCUCUCACAGUUGUUCUACAAUCUCAAGUUUCUGGUCUCCAAGUCAUCAAAGAUGGGAAGUGGAUUGCAGUACCUGCUGUUCCCAAUGCCUUUGUAAUCAACUUGGGAGAUCAAAUUCAGGUUCUGAGCAACGGAAGAUUCAAAAGUGUACAUCACAGGGCCGUUACGAACAAAUUUGGUCCGCGGGUGUCGAUGGCAAUGUUUUAUAGCCCAAACUUGGACACUAUAAUUGGGCCGAUCGAGGAGUUGGUAGAUGAGGAACACCCUCCCAGAUACCGAAGAUAUCAUUUUUCUGAGUUUCUUCAAGAAUUCUACAACCAAGAAGGCUCAAGGAGGAUGGUUAAAGAAGUCUUUGAAUUGCCAAAUUAG
Molecule: messenger RNA, 1032 nt
Organism: Sphenostylis stenocarpa
Lineage: Eukaryota; Viridiplantae; Streptophyta; Magnoliopsida; Fabales; Fabaceae
Source: the annotation of a GenBank genome assembly